CCGGCCCGCGGCGGCGGCGGCGGCGGCGGCGGCGGCGGCGGCGAAGGGGCUUUUUACCCGCAGUUGCCCAGCUGCGGCUGCCGCGGCGGGAUGGUGUAGCUGGGUCUCCGGCCAGGCGGCAGGGCUCGGGCCGGGGCAAGGCGGCCUGGAGGGCCGACGCCGCCUGACGGGCUCGGGUACAGGGGCAGCACGCUGAGGGGGCGUCGCCGCCGCCGGCCCCCGGCGCCGCCGCGGGAGGCCGCGCCCGCCAUGGCGGCCCGGGCGGUGCUGGACGAGUUCACGGCGCCCGCCGAGAAGGCGGCGCUGCUGGAACGGAGCCGCGGCCGCAUCGAGGGCCUGUUCGGUGUGAGCCUGGCCGUGCUUGGCGCGCUCGGGGCUGAGGAACCGCUCCCUGCGCGCAUCUGGCUGCAGCUCCGCGGGGCGCAGGAGGCGGUGCACAGCGCCAAGGAAUAUAUUAAAGGAAUCUGUGAACCCGAACUAGAAGAAAGAGAAUGUUACCCCAAGGCCAUGCACUGCAUUUUUGUUGGGGCACAGAGCCUGUUUCUGAAGAGCUUGAUUCAGGACACCUGUGCCGAUCUCUGCAUUCUCGACAUUGGUCUUCUUGGCAUCAGAGGAAGUGCCGAAGCUGUGGUCAUGGCUAGGAGUCACAUUCAGCAGUUUGUAAAGCUCUUCGAGAAUAAUGAGAACCUACCCAACAGCCAAAAAGAAUCAGAGGUAAAAAGGGAAUUUAAACAAUUUGUUGAAGCUCGUGCAGACAGUUACACAAUGGACUUGUUGAUUUUACCCACUUCCUUGAAAAAAGAACUUUUGGCACUCACCCAAGGUGAGGAGAAUCUAUUUGAAACAGGAGAUGAUGAUGUAAUUGAAAUUAGAGAUUCUAAACAAACAGAGUUUACACAGAAUGCUGCCACAGGGCUGAAUAUUUCCAGAGAUGAAAUUGUUCUGCAGGAAGAGGCGAGAAAUAAAGCUGGGACUCCUGUUUCUGAGCUUACAAAACAAAUGGACACAGUCUUUUCUAGUUCACAAGAUGUACUUUUUGUUCCAAUAAAUGGUGUAACGCCAGAUGAAGAGGCGCUUUCCAAAGACAGAGUUUGUCACAAAAGGAGGUUUUCUGAUUCUGAAGAAAGGCGUACCAAGAAACAGUUUUCUUUGGAAAAUGUUCAAGAGGAAGAGCUUUUACAUGAUGGUAAGACAUUAGCUGGAAGUGUAAUCAUUGACCUAUCUGAUUCUUCUACUGAUGCCGAAAAUUUAAGUCCAGAUGUAAAAGACACUACUGAGGAAAUGGAAUACAACAUCCUUGUAAACUUUUUUAAAACCAUGGGCUAUUCCCAAGAAAUUGUAGAAAAGGUCAUUAGGGAGUAUGGGCCAUCUACUGAACCAUUAUUACUCUUGGAGGAAAUUGAAAAGGAAAAUAAAAGAUUCCAAGAAGACAGAGAAUUUCCACCUGGUACUGUGUAUCCAGAGACCAACAGAACCAAAAAUAAAGGUGUUUGUAGCAGCAUAAAUGAGCUUACAGCAGAUUCCACUCCAAAGAAAACACAGACUCACACACAGCAAAGUAUGGUAGAAAAUUUUUCUCAGUUACCAUUCAAAGUAGAAUCGAAACCAUGUACCUCAAAUUGCAAAAUUAAUACUUUCAGAACAGUGCCAAUAGAACAGAAACAAGAAAUCUGGAGUUCAAAUCAGAACUACAUUUGUAAUAUAGACCUUGAAACUGAUGGCCUUUUACCCUCUCUAGCCCCUUCAAGUCCCAAAGAAAUUGUCAAUUUUGUUUCAAGAGGAGCUUCAAGUCACCAGCCCAGAAUUCCAGUUUUUCCUGAAAAUGGUGUGCAGCAGCAAGCAGAACCCUUGCUUCCAAAUAAUAUGAAGUCUGCCUCUGAAAACCGCUCGAGGUGUUGUACCUCUCCUCAGUCUAAGCCAAAUUGUCCACCCCUUUCUCCACCAGUGCCGCUGCCCCAGCUGUUACCUUCAGUUACUGAUGCAAGGUUAGCAGGACCUUCUGAGCAUAUCGAUUCCUCAGUUACUGGGGUUCAAAGAUUUCGAGAUACUCUGAAAGUGCCCUACAAGCUGGAAUUAAAAAAUGAACCAGGGAGGACGGAUUUGAAGCACAUUGUUAUAGAUGGGAGCAAUGUUGCAAUUACCCAUGGUCUGAAAAAGUUCUUUUCUUGUCGUGGAAUUGCGAUUGCGGUUGAAUAUUUUUGGAAGCUUGGCAACAGAAACAUCACUGUAUUUGUCCCGCAGUGGAGAACAAGGCGUGAUCCUAAUGUCACAGAACAGCACUUCUUAACCCAGCUCCAGGAGCUCGGAAUAUUAUCUUUAACUCCUGCACGGAUGGUCUUUGGAGAAAGAAUUGCUUCUCAUGAUGACAGGUUUCUACUACACUUAGCGGACAAAACUGGUGGCAUAAUUGUAACAAAUGAUAACUUCAGAGAAUUUGUGACUGAGUCAGCCUCUUGGAGAGAAAUAAUUACAAAAAGAUUGCUCCAGUAUACCUUUGUGGGGGACAUAUUUAUGGUUCCUGAUGAUCCUCUGGGAAGAAGUGGACCUCGAUUAGAAGAAUUUCUUCGGAAGGAAGUCUUCCUUAGAGAUAUGCAGCCCCUACUCAGUGCCCUGCCAAAUGUGGGCAUGUUUGACCCCAGCUUCAGAGUCCCUGGCACCCAGGCAGCCAGCACCAGCCACCAGCCUCCAGCCCGGAUUCAGGGCACCCCACCCAGCCACUGGCUUCCUCAGCAGCCCCGCUUCCCACUUUUGCCAAACCUUCCCAGCAUCCAGCAGAAUCUGCCCAUGCCAGCACAGAGAUCUUCUGCGGAAACCAACGAGCUAAGGGAAGCCCUUCUGAAGAUCUUCCCUGACUCAGAGCAAAGACUGAAAAUCGACCAGAUCUUGGCAGCUCAUCCGUACAUGAAAGACCUGAACGCGCUUUCCGCCAUGGUGUUGGACUGAAGGCCGUCGGGAACUGGGGCUCUGGGCUGAAGAUGCACUCAAGCUAGUAUCUGCACAUGGCAGCAGGAAGUGACAUAAUGUGAAGAAGCCAGUUUCCCAGUGGAAAUGCUGUUGUAGUGUAUAGAAAAAAAACAGAUGUUUUGUGUAUAAAAAAACCUGGGUUUUCAAAACCAGCUUUUUUCUAUAUAUAAACUAUGCUGCUAUUACAGAUUUAACAUUUUCUGUAAAAGGAAAGUCUACAUUUUCUGCCUGUUCAGAACUGUUUAAUAGCAGUUACUCUUGAGUGUACUUAACAUUUUUAUGUUUUUUAAACUAUUUUCCUUAACGCUGAAAAUAUUGACAAAUGGAUAUGAUUAGCCUUUCUAAAUAAAAAAAGAGUUGCUUUCUUAGGGAAAGCAAGACCUCUUAUAUUUUCUUGAGAUGACUAUGUCACAUCCGCUAACGUGAAGUGUGCUCACCCCUCCCAGCCUCCUCUGCCCUCACCCCUGGAAUUAGAGUACCUAGGAGUUAAUUUUGCUCCUCUGGGGUCUUUCAUUGGAGCCAUUUGUGAGAGUGAACAAGUGGUGCCACUAGAUGGCACCUUGUGCCUAGCCGUUGUUAAUGACCAGGGCAAAGUUACAUGCACAGAACAUCCAGGCCGGAAGAAACUUGAGAGCUCACGCAGUCCAGCCCUUCCUCCCCUCCCGCCCUGCAGAAGAGGGAACUGAGGGUCGGAGUGCCCUCUGUCUGGAGGCGCCCAAGUCCACAGCCGUGGACCGGAUUCCUCGUCCUGGGCUCAGACAUGCUCACCAGCCAGACCCUGACUGACUCUAGAAGUCACAUAUUAGCUUCUGAAGAUACUAGUGGGAUGUGAGGAAGUUUAGUGAAGAGCCCCAUCAUUAUAGUAAUUUCGUGUCCACAACCUUGGGAGACCCCCCCCCCAUGUGAAGUUUGUGCAGCUUUGCCAAAAAAAUGGUUUUCUAUUCUCAAGAAUGACCCAAGCCAGUAAAUAGCAUUAGUAGCUUCUGUGGGGACCCAGAGCCCCAUAUUUAUUUUUCCUGUGUUUGUCUCUCUAGUGUCCUCCUAAGCUGCCCUUCCUGUCUGUGAGUCUUUCUCAGAACUGAUAUCUUAGUGUUGUGUUUUCAGUGUUGCCUAAAUUCUGUGUCAGUGAAAUUCUUUUUCUGGAUAAUUAAUUCCUAACAUCUUUAUUGUUCUCUGGACCUUCAAAGGGCUUCGUAUUUUACACCUGUUCUCUCCCUAGACUGCUCAUGGUCAGUUUCACGUCUGCCUUGUAGAUCACAUCUCUCCCGGUCCCCAGAAACAGCUGCCGAGGACUCGGUGCCGGUUUGUUCUUCAUGGUGAAGGGACUUAGUUGGCCAUGAGCAGACCUAGGUGUCUCCCCCGAUGCUCCCUCCAGGUGUGUCUGACCCCCGCAUCCCUCGAGGGGUGAGUCCAGAGUCCUCCAGGUGGCCAAACUCGUACUUCAAUCAUGUUUUCUCUUGGAUGCCUUUAAGAUGCUUCCUACUGUGGAGCUGCUUGUCAGCAAGGGGGCAGGUUGCCCGAGUCACCCAGCUAUGCACGUGGAGGUAGAAGACUCGAGGCAGGCCGGAAGGCGACAUUAGUCCCAGCCCCUGUGCCUCACCUUCACAACUGAUGGUUUUUAAAACCAACAGCAGAGGUGUGAGGGCUGGGUCUUGCAGUGACUCUGACCUUUGGGGUCAGGGUUUUGUCCAGCAGCCUUGCCAAUCCAGCACUUCUCCUGUUUCAGAGAAGGACCUAGAGGGCAUACCUUGAUUGCCAGGACUUAGCCACAGGUCUUCCUGGAAGGGGGCUGAGCCUCCACUGAUGCCAGGUAGAGCUGGCUAGGCCUAGAGGUCAGGAGUUUUCUGGGCUGUAGAAGUGACUUGACCUUUGACCUAUGAAUUGUGUAAGCCUCUGUGGUCUUCGUAUUGUUUCUGAGAGCUCUACCUGCCCCUUUCCACUUUCUCGGCUGCAGGAAGGAAGAACGUAGAAGACCGAGUGGGAGGAGUGUCAGAAAAGCAUUACUUACUUACCUUGGUAAAUGAAACAAUUCAUGGUUCUUUCUGAAAUCUAUCAAGUUUAGUUAAAUUUAAUAUUUUAAAAUUCAAUUUUCAAACCAUUAUUAAAAAAAGUCAUUACUUGUUCUCAGGCUCCUCUUAAUACUAGGCUCAGUGUUGAUGCUAUAAAAUAUUUCUUGAUGGUCUACCUCCCAUGGAAGAGUUCUAAACUACCUUGGGAGUGUCAGCGGCAGUGCUUCCUGUAACUCCUUGGGGCUGUAGGGGGCUGUCGUGUGCGGUGGCUCUGCAUCCCGUAUUCCAUGGCAUUCCAUGGAAUGAAUAAAGUAGGUGGCAGGGCAGAGGAUGCCACCCUCAUUCAGUAGACUGGUGUCUGAUGCUCAGAGAGGUUGUCCAGGGUUAAAGAAUAAGUAGGUGGUGAUGCUGAGUGAUUCCUGAGCCUGCAUUCUUCCCCAGGCCCCAGGCUGCCGCCUCUGGGAGAAGAAAGACUGGUUUGACCUUUCUGUCAAGUAGCCGGUGUUUGAGACCCUGUAGGCUGCCAGCUAGAAAAACAGUAAGAAGGCCUCUCAGCCAUCCUGGAUGAAGGGUCAGCAUUGUUCUGGCAGGCGUAGCGGGCCAUGGCUGUGUCUCCAGGGACUCUGUGGGCCUGUUGCAGCUUUUGGUGUCAGUGAGAGGAGGGAUGGUUUUGCUUUAUUGCCCAGGCUUAUUGUGGCACGUGUGGAAUAUGAUCCAUGCAUAGAAGCCCAUGAGGCUCUGAGCGUACCCCGCCACUGCCAGGUCCGUGCCCCUCCCCCCAGGCACUGGGCCCCGGCACCACCCCCUCUCAGGCCCAGCCUGCCUCCCACACACCUGAGACGCUGCGUCCUUUGGAGGUCCCUCCCCAGUUCCGCCUCCCCACCAGCCCUUCCGCGUCCCCACCUGUACUUCCUUCCGUCCGUCCGUCCGUCCCUGGGCCCAUCUCCUCUCAUCUCCCAACGGUAGUUUGUUUGGUUAGUUACUCAGACUCCAUUUCUGCAUUAUCUACCUCUCCAUUAUUCCCCACGUACUCCAGAUCCUUGAGAUUAAAAUAACCUGAUUUCCCUAAGGAACUGUUUGUUGCUACUUCCCCCCCCACCCUUGCCACUCUUCACUCCCCUGUCUGCAAACUUGGCCUCCACCCCACCACGUGGGAAUAGUCUGGGAAAGUCAUCGGCGACCGCCCAAUUGCCAAAUUCAGAGGCCUUUUCCCAAUCCUUAAUCUCCGUGUCCGCAUUCAGUGAUCGUAGCAUGACAUCGUUGACCUUAUUUCCCUAUUUUCUGAGAUUUCCCUCACUCCUAAACAGUCUUCAUUCCUCUUCCUUCUUUUACCUAAAGGCCAGUUCAACAGGUGGUUCUCAAACCUUGGACCAGCUAUGGGACUCAUGGUGGGGAGGGCAGCUAUUAGUAAAAAUGCAGAUUGCCGGGCACUACCCCCAGAGAUGUUUAUGCAGUAGCUCUGGAGUAAAGCCUGGGAAUCUGCAACUUCAGCAAGCUCCCUGGAUGGUUCCCAUGCAGGUGGCCCAGGGACCACAUUUUGAGAAGCCCUCACCCUUAGGGGCCAGCACACUUCCCUGACUCCCACCGCCCCUCUUUGCAAUGGCUUCCAGUCCCAGCUCCAGCCCUGCCCUUCACGAGUUCAUGUCUAGCUCUACCUAGAAGCCCUGGGACAUCCUCACAUCCACUGCCCCCCAGACCCUGGGCCUGCGUCUGUUCCUUGCUCUCCUUUCCUGCCCCCCCGCCACAAGAUCUCCUUGUCCACCCUUGUCCCUUUUUGGCCACUGCCCCCCAGUCAUGCUCUCAUGGCCUCCCUGUGGGCGUCAGCCUCUGACAAGUUAGCCCGCCUCUCAGCUUUCCCCUCUCCCUCCCAGACUCCACAACCGCUAGAUUUAUCUUCUAAGAACACAUCUCUGCACACCCCUCUUCUUGUUCAGUGAUCAGUGGCUCUCUUGACCAGAGUGUCAAGUUCAGACCUCCCUGAGCUUAGUAUCCUUGGCUGUCCACCUCCCAGUUGUACCUGACUGCCCACUUUGUAUAGCCCACCUGCCCACUCACUGCAGCCACCCAAUUUCCUCCGUUACCUGUGGGCUCCCACCUCUGAGUGCAUCUCUUCUCUGCUAGAAAUGCCCUUUCUCCCAAACGGCUUCCCCGCUCAAAGGCCCAGCCCUGCGUCCUCUGUACCCUCGCCUAAAGCUUCUGACAGAAGCAGCCUCAUGGUGUUCUGUGACCCCAUAGCACUUGUGUCUUGCUUUCGGCGCUUGCCACUCUGGCUGGUGUCACCGCAGCUGAUUGUGUACCGUGUCUUACCUCCUUUUCUAGACUGUGAGCUCCUCGUGGGCAGGGCUGUCUGUGUUCACUCUCUGUAUUUCCCACAGCACCUAGCACAGUGCCUUGCACUUAAUAGGUGCUGAAUAAAGUCUGCUCAAUUGAA
This is a messenger RNA of Eubalaena glacialis (North Atlantic right whale), 7404 nucleotides long. RefSeq names its product NEDD4 binding protein 1 (gene N4BP1). Lineage: Eukaryota; Metazoa; Chordata; Mammalia; Artiodactyla; Balaenidae. Gene Ontology annotation, cellular component: nucleus; PML body. Bases 250 to 2943 code for a protein of 897 amino acids. The record is from RefSeq and is a predicted model, not a curated record. Gene Ontology annotation, biological process: negative regulation of protein ubiquitination; negative regulation of proteasomal ubiquitin-dependent protein catabolic process. The transcript has 7 exons.